Verticillium dahliae VdLs.17 is the source of this 814-nucleotide messenger RNA. Its product is annotated as 60S ribosomal protein L10a. Gene Ontology annotation, molecular function: structural constituent of ribosome; RNA binding. Bases 17 to 670 code for a protein of 217 amino acids. Gene Ontology annotation, cellular component: large ribosomal subunit. The transcript is spliced from 3 exons. Gene Ontology annotation, biological process: translation. The record is from RefSeq and is a predicted model, not a curated record. Lineage: Eukaryota; Fungi; Ascomycota; Sordariomycetes; Glomerellales; Plectosphaerellaceae.
GGGAGAUAUCGCCAAGAUGUCGAAGAUCACGGUUGCCAACGUCCGUACGCAGAUCGGCGAGCUCCUCGAGUACUCGACCGAGACCAAGAAGCGCAACUUCCUCGAGUCCGUCGAGCUCCAGAUCGGUCUCAAGAACUAUGACCCUCAGCGUGACAAGCGUUUCUCCGGCACCGUCCGCCUGCCCGUGGUCCCCCGCCCCGGCAUGACCCUGUGCAUUCUCGGUGACCAGCACGACAUUGAUCGUGCCAAGCACGGUGGCAUUGACGCCAUGUCCGCCGACGAUCUGAAGAAGCUGAACAAGAACAAGAAGCUCAUCAAGAAGCUCGCGCGCAAGUACGAUGCUUUCGUCGCUUCCGACUCUCUGAUCAAGCAGAUCCCCCGUCUUCUCGGCCCCGGUCUGUCCAAGGCUGGCAAGUUCCCCACCCCCGUCUCGCACGCCGACAACCUGUCCGACAAGAUCACCGAGGUCAAGUCGACCAUCAAGUUCCAGCUGAAGAAGGUUCUCUGCAUGGGUGUCGCCGUCGGCAACGUCGGCAUGACCGAGGAGCAGCUCGUCGCCAACAUCAUGCUGGCCAUCAACUACCUCGUCUCCCUGCUGAAGAAGGGCUGGCAGAACGUUGGAAGCCUUACCAUCAAGGCUUCCAUGUCUCCCCCCAAGCGCCUGUACUAAGCGCAUUCUCGACCGGACGGUCCCAGAGUUAGUACUAGGUUAAAACUUGGGAAGGCCGAGAAGGACGGUCCGGAGACGGGAUGCUCUGAGGGUCAGAAGCUCUGCAUGUGGGAAGGGUGCUCAUCAAUACCAAAUCAUUUCCAC